GAAGAAUUUGACUAUCGAAUUGGUGGCUGCGACAAGCUGCUGGUUGGUUACUCGCGUUAAUCCAGCGUUAUUCCUUGACAUGAGUGUUGUAAGAUGGCUACGAACGUGUUGAGGUUACCAGAUUCUUUGUAUAAUUUAGGAGUUUCAGCGGUUAUCAGCAAUUAUAAUAAUUUUAAAAAUGAUCUUCGCACACUUCCAGAAAGUUUGCUGUUCGAUUUAUACCACAAGCUCUAUCUGGAUAAAAGAUUAUGUCUUCUUAGUGGUGAAUUUAGUGAUUUGGACGUAUUCGCGCGAAUGUUAAAGGUUACGAAUAGACGGCUGCAUUUGUUGAAGAGUUUUCAGUCUUUAAUGGAUCAUGACUCUCGGGUGGCACAAGAUUUAGCUCUGAGUUACCAGAUGAGAUGUGUGGGCCUUAAUGGAUGCCAAUGUAAAGAGUCCACUAUUGAUCUUGGAUUACGACUGGGUGGUUUCCUAAGUGAUGCUGGAUGGUUUGCAGAGAGUGAAAGAGUUUUACUUGCAUGCAAAGAACUGUGCCAAUCAACUGACCUGACAGGCCCCAAUCUACGCAAACUCCUCGAAUGUUGCCACAAGUUACUCCGUACCCAGGCUGCCUUUUGCCAGUUUGCUGGAGCACAAAAAAGCUAUCAGCUAGCCCUGGAAGUUGUUGCACAAUUGCAGAACCUACAGGAGCCUACAAACCUUUCGGGGCUCUUCACAGAGUUUUCAGUGUUGCAUUUCAGCCGAAGUGAAUAUGAUGAGGCUCACCGAUGGAGUUUGCAAGCCCUUCGCCGAGUGCAUAAUGCGCCAGUACGAUUGGCCGUGGAUGUUCUCCGUCAGGCGGCCAAAGCUUGUGUGUUGAAGCGUGAGUUUCGCCGCGCUGGCCUACUGGCAAAGCAGGCUGUGUGCUUGACGAGAGAUGUGUACAACACUGAUCACCCCAAAUAUGCAGAUGCCCUGCUGGAUUAUGCGUUUUAUUUACUCAAUUUUGAUUGCAUCAGGCAGAGUGUUGCUCUCUAUGAGAUGGCUCUGGACAUUCGAAAAGCUAUGUUUGGAAAGGUGAAUCUCCACGUUGCUGUAGCCCAUGAAGAUCUUGCUUAUGCACUUUAUGUUCAUGAAUACAGUUCUGGUCGCUUCUUGAAAGCUCGAGAACAUGCUGACAAAGCCAUUGCUAUAAUGGAAAGGCUGCUCCCAGAGGAUCAUCUCAUGUUGGCGUCUGUGAAGCGUGUGAAGGCUCUGAUUUUAGAAGAGAUUGCUCUUGACACCAUGAUCCACAAUUCUGGAAUGAAUAUUUUACUUUCGAAGGCUGAGGAAUUGCAUCAAUCAGCUUUGAAGUUGGCAGUAGCAACAUUCGGUGAAAAGAAUGUCCAAACAGCUAAACAUUUUGGUAACUUGGGACGUUUGUAUCAGAGCAUGAAGAAGUUCCAGGAAGCAGAAAUAAUGCAUUUGAAGGCCAUUGCCAUCAAAGAAGAGCUGCUUGGUUGUGAUGACUAUGAAGUGGGCUUGUCUAUAGGUCAUCUGGCUAGUCUAUAUAAUUACCAUAUGAAGAAGUAUCGGAAAGCAGAACAGUUGUACUAUCGGUCCAUAGGAAUUAGUCUCAAAUUGUUUGGUGAGAACUACUCAGGUCUGGAAUAUGACUACAGAGGCCUGAUGCAUGUGUAUCAUGAAUUGAAAGACGUGGAGAAAGUGGCAGAAUACCAGUACCUGCUCAACAAUUGGCGUCUGCACCGAGAGAUGCAUGCUCAAAAGGAGGACCCCCCUCUGGGGUUGUUUGAGCCUGCACUGCCCUUACAAACUCUUGCAGAGCAGGCAUUGUGCACUGAUUGAGGCAAUCCCCAGUGAAAGCACUGCCAAACAACUCUCAGAAAAAAUGUGGCUGUAAUCUACAAAACUGCGAUGGCACUGCCUGUUUUUAAGAGUGGUGGCGUCUAUAUUCAAAGUGCUGUGUAUGAGUGAAACUUUGUUUUUGAGUAGUUUUACUGCUAGCUGACAUCAAAGGAAGUGAAUGUGGAUAUGCUGUUAAGGACACACAAAUUGUUAUUAGUAUAUGUGAAGCAUUUGCUUAAGUUGUUUGCACAUAGCACUCAACAGAAUGAGAGCAUUGAGGCCUUCAGAGGGUCAUCAGGCUGGGUUUGGAUGAAUAGGUUGGUUCAGCAUUUUGCUACUGUGAUCUGAUGCAUUUUCUUUGAUAAAACGUUGGGUAUAUGUAGUACACUACUGCUAACGAACAUUCUUUCCAUUUGUUAUUAAUGUGUGAAUGCUUUCCUUUUCUAAACCAUGAUUACAAAGUGAUAUCUUGGUACUGUUUAUUAUUUGACAAAAAUUCAUUAUCAAAGAAUUUGACAUGACUACUUUGUAUGAUUUGCCUUCUUACAGUAUUAACUGGCUUGAGCUUGGUUAAUCGCACCAGGUAUCGUGAGGCCAAAUUGUGUACGUAUUGCCUCAUAUUGUAUAUUUUGGAUGAGGUAAGAUUCUUCAAACAUUUCAGCCUUUGUUUUAUUGGAUUGUGCAUCAUGUAAAUAAUUAUAAUUCUUUUCAAAGCAUUUUGUAUUAAAGUUCUUCCCGUAUAGAGGUAGAUGUAACUAUGUAGUAUAUUGCAAAUUAACAUGCUGUUUUAUUUUUGUUUGCUCAAGCCAUUUAAUUUGGAGUGAGAGAUGUAAAUUCGGUAUGUGUUUACACCUGAUAUGUAUAUAGUAAUUACCCGAGAGAUAUAAAUAUAUAUAUAUAUAAAAAUUCACAUAUACAACUUCAGUGUUAGUUUUUAGCUUUCAAAUAUUGAUCCUGUUUCAUUUGUUACUCCCUGUAUGUUGUAAGUUUCUGUGUGUAAAGAAUCAGGACUCUCAACUGAGGAAUGUUUUGUUGUGAAUUUGUAGUUCAUUCUGUGUUUUAUAUUUUUUGUCUUAAAUCACUAAUGUGUUUGUUAAAAAUAAUAAAAAAUAUAUAUUUACUAUUAUGUACUGUAGGAAAUGUAUUUUAAUUUUUUUGCACAAUACGGAAGACUAUUAUAUAAAUGUGUUUAUUAUUGAGAAACCAGUCCCCAAACCCAUAAAGACCUUUACCCAGGUCAUCAUAUCUGAUACCAAUGUGGACUCUGUGAAUACACGAUGUUGAUCAAUGAUCACUGUAGCUUUUACUAUAUUUGGGAGCAUGCAGGAAAUGGGUUAUUCUGAGUUAGACAGUAGUUUUUAGAAAUUACAUACUUAAUGAAAGUCUUGGCUGACUGGGAGACAUGGUGGUGUUGUGAUGCUAAUGUUUUGGCUGUUUUAAUGUUUCAUGACCUUUGAGUCAUUUGUUAUUGUGAAUGAAUACUAAUAAAUUGUGUUGUUGUUAUUAUUGAUGUGCAUUAAACACUAUCGUACAUUCAUCAGAUAUAUUGCAUGUGUUUAUCAGACCACUUCCAACCCUCCAUUUGGGACAAGUGAGGUGUCAUUCAAUGUGUCUCAGUAUAUAGAUGGGGAACAGGAUUGAUUCCUCCCUUUUUUUCCCCUCCCCUUUCUUCUUUUUUCAUUGCAAGAAUUGAUCUGAGUGAACUGUUUUUUAACUACCAAACAUUCAUUGCAUUUUCCAGAGUUAAAUACAGUGUCAGAAAAUUAGGUUAAACAUUGUUUGAGCUACAGCACUGUAAGAACCAACAAAACUGGCCACAGGUAUGAUACCAAAGGAUCACAGAUGAUAGUAGUUUAUGUAAUAAAAUAUUAGUAUGUGCACAAUACAAUGAAAGAAAUUUACUUGGGGGGGGUGGAUACUAAUGUGGGUUGGCAUUCACAGCUGAAACCUUGAAAGAACUUCUGAAGUGGACCCUUAAAAGUUUUGGAAGGGACUUUCAUAAUGACUUUUAUUUUUGUAAAUGUGUUCAAUUUUUCCCAUCAAAUGCAACAGUUUGGGGGGAGAAGCUUUCAAACCCAUCAUACUACUGUGUAUAUGAUUCAACUAAAUACAAUUGUAUGUAUUAAUUGUAUCAUUAAAGUUAUAAUUUCAAUCUCCU
Gryllus bimaculatus (two-spotted cricket) is the source of this 3982-nucleotide messenger RNA. The record is from the annotation of a GenBank genome assembly. Lineage: Eukaryota; Metazoa; Arthropoda; Insecta; Orthoptera; Gryllidae.